AUGCCAGAAUAUUCAACGCUUAGUCGUUUUUCAGUCAUUCAAUUAAAAAGUGAAGUACGUAAACAACGUGCUCAUUUAGACAGAAUAUCCGAAAUGCAACGACAUAGUGGUAUAGAUAACAGUGCACCACUUCGUUUUCCUCAUCUUCAUCAAAGUUUUCUAAAGCAAUUAAAUGAAAAACGUCAAGAAAUUGAUAAAGAAAAUGAAACAAAAUCAAAAAAAUUAGUUAAUAUUAUGAUAACAAAAACUAAACAUCCACCACCACCAAAUCAACCAAAAAGUCAAAUUCAUCGUAAUCAAAAAAUACAUUUAUCACAAAAUAAUAUUGAAUAUCAUGAACGAAUUAUUAACGUUAAAAGUAGCUAUGAUGCACGUGAAUGGGAAAAAGAAUAUCAACGGCAUAAAGGAUAUUUAAGAAUAGGUAAAGAUAAUAAAGUAUUUACACCACUUGAAAUUGGUAUUAAUCGACGACGAACAACUAAGAUGAAUUCAUUAAUGAAUAGUAAGAGAACAACACCUUCAUCAUCAACAAUCAAUACAAUUAAAAAAUAUGACCAAAAUAAUCGAAUUUAA
Messenger RNA from Rotaria sordida, 573 nucleotides. The record is from the annotation of a GenBank genome assembly. Lineage: Eukaryota; Metazoa; Rotifera; Eurotatoria; Philodinida; Philodinidae.